Molecule: messenger RNA, 1587 nt
Organism: Syngnathus typhle (broad-nosed pipefish)
Lineage: Eukaryota; Metazoa; Chordata; Actinopteri; Syngnathiformes; Syngnathidae
Gene: gpank1
Product: G patch domain and ankyrin repeats 1
Exons: 4
Coding region: 320-1384 (354 amino acids)
Molecular function (GO): nucleic acid binding; protein binding
Source: RefSeq, a predicted model, not a curated record
CACGCGUCGUGAUUACGUUCAAAAGAAGAAAUUGUCACGUCUUGUUUUUCACUGCCCAGUGUGGUAAGCUAUCUUAGUAACACAAUUGUUUAUUUUAGCGAUAUGUUGAUGUGAUUUUCGCUUCACAAAAGUUAUUUUAAUCGCGCGUACACAUCAGCAGAAUAAUAAGUUAUCUGCCGUGAUAAUCAACGACGACAGCGAACUAAAUAAGACUCCACUUGCCGAGAAAAUAUUAGCUAAUGUUAGCUUGUUGUCAACGGGAACUGCACUAUAAACACCGGAGGUAUGUAAAAGCAAAUAGUGGAAUUAUUCAUCCACGAUGGCUGGGUUAGGUUUUACCCGUGCCAGAAAACAGGACAUUUUUAGCAUAGAGGCGUUUGAACCAUCGCCUUCUCAAACAAGCAGCACAUCCAGCGGACAAGAAGCCAGAGAGUUCUAUGAAAACCUCCUCAUAGAUGAUCAAGUGACUUUCAUGAGACCAUCUGGACAACAUCCUACGAAGACGAACAGGGGUUCCAGUAAAAGGAGGACUGAAACACAAGCCGUGGGAAGGGAAAGAAGAACGACUGGAGGAGCGGAAGGCAACCGAACAAGAGAGCCGACAAGCGGACAUGUCAACUCUGAGAUGUCCACGGAGCUCCAGGGUCUCAGACUGCUCCGUUUUGCCCAAGAUGGAGACCUCGCUGGGUUGAAGGACUUGCUUUCGAAGGGGGUGGACAUCAACUUCCAGGAUAGCUUUUUCUGGACUGGCGUGAUGUGCGCAAGCUGGGCAGGACAAAGAGCUGCGGUGAGGCUGCUGUUGGAGGAAGGCGCCGCCUGGGUGGGCGUUGUUGACACUCAGGGUCGAGAUGCCAAAGAUCUCGCCUUGGAGGCGGGCCACAGUGGCGUGUUGGAGGAGCUGGAAAACUAUGGGAUGAGUCCACCUCAACAAACUCAUACCAGCUCGGCCCGGCCUCGGUGGUGCGAAGCAUGCGGUGUGGACUAUACAAGCGGCCUGUCAUCUCAUCUGUCCUCCACGCUGCAUCAGUUCAAUAUGAAACGCCCCCCGCCAGCUCCGUACUACUGUCUCCCACCUUCCGCCAACAGUUACAAGAUGAUGCUUAGCUGUGGCUGGCGGCCCGGCUGGGGCCUGGGUCCGGAUGGACGAGGACCCAAGCGACCCGUGGCCACAGUCCUGAAGCGGGAUCAGAAAGGCCUCGGCUACGGGGCAAUAACGAGAGCCAGAGUGACUCACUUCAAAGCGGGGGAUCGGGAAGCAGUGAAACCACAGCGUCCAGAGGAAGAGGGACGGGGUCGGAAGGGGAAGACGAAAAAACAGAUUUGGAGAGAAGAACAACAAGAGAAGGCCUGGGAAAGAGAUUUCCGUGCCUCUUUCUAUCUUUGACGCUUACCAUGUUGUUUCACACUUGCAAUACAUUACAGUAGCUUAAGAUGUAUAUCUGUCUGGUUGUAAAAAUAACAUUUUAUUUCAGUGCAAAUGUCAAGGGGGGCGCGCCCCACUAUUUGAGAAGCACUGGCCUAGGUGACUGAUUCACAAUUUGGUUUUGUCUGAUAUCAGAGAUUAAAUAAAGAAAACCAACUGGCUGA